Hippoglossus stenolepis (Pacific halibut) is the source of this 5641-nucleotide messenger RNA. RefSeq names its product low density lipoprotein receptor-related protein 12 (gene lrp12). Lineage: Eukaryota; Metazoa; Chordata; Actinopteri; Pleuronectiformes; Pleuronectidae. Gene Ontology annotation, molecular function: low-density lipoprotein particle receptor activity; protein binding. The record is from RefSeq and is a predicted model, not a curated record. Bases 1157 to 3748 code for a protein of 863 amino acids. Gene Ontology annotation, cellular component: plasma membrane. The transcript is spliced from 11 exons.
UCAUUACGUCACAGUCUAACUGUAGUUGUCCAGCUCGACACAAAGCUAACAGCUAACAGCUCAGAGGAACCAGGAGAAGCUAGCAGCUAACAGCUAACAGCUAACAGCGCAGAGCAGAGCAGAGCAGAGCAGAGCAGAGGAACCAGGAGAACCAGGGGAAGCUAGCAGCUAACAGCUCAGAGGAACCAGGAGAACCAGGAGAACCAAGGGAAGCUAGCAGCUAACAGCUCAGAGGAACCAGGAGAACCAGGGGAAGCUAGUAGCUAACAGCUCAGAGGAACCAGGAGAACCAGGGGAAGCUAGCAGCUAACAGCUCAGAGGAACCAGGAGAACCAGGGAAGCUAGCAGCUAACAGCGCAGAGGAACCAGGAGAAGCUAGCAGCUAACAGCGCAGAGGAACCAGGAGAAGCUAGCAGCUAACACAGACAGUGAAAAUGUCGUCAGACUGACACUAACAUCUCACCCGCUUGUCUCCGUUAUCUCGGGUUAGCUCUGGUUAACCCGGGUGACUGUCGGACUGGUCCCCCGCUUAGCUGCGUUAAAAUGUCCCAGCUAACCGUCCAGUGUUAUUAAUGUUAGCCUCGUUAGCCGGACUCCAGCUGCUAGUUUGUGGUCAAUUGUUUUGUAUAGAAGAAGCAGGCUAGCCAAAGAGCUAGCCUCUCUUUAUUGAAUCUAGCUAGCUGCUGGUUCAAGUAGUCAGCUAACCCGUUAUCCAGUAACGGGUUAGCUAUAAUAAGGGGGUAAUAACCGGGGUAAUAACCGGGUCUUAAUCAUGUAUGGGAUUGUUCUGACCAUCGAGCUCGUUCCCGAAGCGAAAUGUUGUUAAAACAGUCCAGUACUUUUAGCUAGCAGAGCUAGCGUUAGCUGUUAGCCAGCAGGAAUCCGAUUUCUUUGUUUCCAUCGGCAGCUGAUGGUUUAUGAUGUGAGCGCAGGUUAGCGCUGUUAGCUUAGUUAGCUGGUAGAUGAUAGACAGGGCAGCCAGUUGACUGGUUUAGUGUUUGUGUGUGUUAGCAGAUGCAAAGCUAACAGAUUAACCAGUAAACACGGGUGUGAGAUCAGCGGACACCCCAGAGUAGUGUGAGGCUGACAUGCAGCUGUAAGUUCCCCGAUCAUCAGCACUUCACACCCGACAUCAAGUGGAACCUAAGGAGGCAACAUGGCCCUCGGGUCAGCGUGGGUCGUCUACCUGCUCAUACUGUCAGGAUGCAUUGCUGCCUCUCAGAGGAGCGACAAUGUCUAUGUAUCUGGAAUUUCCAACGCCUGCAGCGACGUGGCGGAGCUCCUGCGGGCGUCCAGCGGCAUCAUCACCAGCCCUGGUUGGCCCUUCCAGUAUCCAGCCAGACUGAACUGCAGUUGGAACAUCAGAGCUCGACCUGGAGACACCAUCACCGUCAGUUUCCAGGACUUUGACCUGCAGGGUUCCCAUCAUUGCUCGUCGGACUGGAUGUCCAUCAGCAGCUAUAGGAGCCUGGAUGGACUGAGGGUUUGUGGUUCAUCGCUGCCCCCGCCCUACAUCUCGUCCCAGGACCAUGUCUGGAUCCACUUCCACUCUGAUGACAGUCUGACAGGAAAAGGCUUCAGACUGUCCUACAUCACUGGUAAGCCAGAGGCGUCCAGCUGUGAUGUGGACCAGUUCCACUGCUCUAACGGAAAGUGCAUCCCAGACUGGUGGCGCUGUAACUCCAUGGAUGAGUGUGGUGACAACUCAGACGAGGAGCUGUGUGUGGACUCGCCCUUCUCCUUCCAGCCCUGCAGCCUCAACCAGUUCCCUUGCCUGUCCCGCUACACCCGCAUCUACACCUGCCUGCCGCACAGUCUGCGCUGCGACGGCAGCAUCGACUGUCAGGACCUCGGUGAUGAGAUCGAUUGUGACGUUCCCACCUGUGGAGAAUGGUUGAGGAACUUCUACGGCUCCUUCAGUUCUCCAAACUACCCUGACUUCUAUCCUCCAGGGAGUAAUUGCACCUGGCUGAUCGACACAGGAGACCACAGGAAGGUCAUUCUGAGGUUCACAGACUUUAAGCUCGACGGAACAGGUUAUGGAGACUAUGUGAAAGUCUACGAUGGUCUCGAGGAGAACCCUCGCCGUCUCCUCAGGGUGUUGACUGCCUUCGACUCCAGGGCGCCGGUGGCUGUGGUUUCAUCUUCCGGUCAGCUACGAGUUCACUUCUACGCCGAUAAGAUUAACGCUGCCCGAGGGUUCAACGUCACCUACCAGGUGGAUGGGUUCUGCCUGCCCUGGGAGGUUCCCUGUGGGGGGAACUGGGGCUGUUACACGGAGCAGCAGCGCUGCGAUGGCUACUGGCACUGUCCCAACGGCCGGGAUGAGCUGAACUGUUCUUCGUGUCAGGAGGACGAGUUCCCCUGUUCCAGAAACGGAGCGUGUUACCCUCGAUCAGACCGUUGCAACUACCAAAACCGCUGCCCCAAUGGUUCUGAUGAAAAGAACUGCUUUUUCUGUCAGCCUGGGAACUUCCACUGCAAGAAUAACCGCUGUGUGUUUGAGUCGUGGGUUUGCGACGCUCAGGACGACUGUGGAGAUGGUAGUGACGAGGAGAGCUGUCCCGUCAUCGUUCCCACCAGAGUCAUCACGGCUGCCGUCAUCGGCAGCCUCAUCUGUGGCCUCCUCCUGGUCAUUGCCCUCGGCUGCACCUGCAAACUCUACUCGCUGCGCAUGUUUGAACGCAGGUCUUUUGAGACUCAGCUGUCCAGAGUUGAGGCAGAGCUGCUGAGGAGGGAAGCCCCGCCCUCUUAUGGUCAGUUGAUCGCCCAGGGACUGAUCCCACCCGUGGAGGAUUUCCCAGUGUGCUCUGGGAGCCAGGCGUCUGUCCUUGAAAACCUUCGUCUGGCCGUCCGCUCUCAGCUCGGUUUCACCUCCCUCAGACUCCCUUCCUCCAGUCGUCAUAGCAACCUUUGGCGCCGGCUCUUCACCUUCUCACGGUCACGGCGGUCAGGUUCUUUGGCUCUGGUCUCUGCUGACCUGGAGGACAGCGCAGGCACUGGUAGCACUGGGAGUUCUGGUUCAGACCUGCUGUCUCCGGACUCGGACGAUACAGACACAGAGGGUGAGCGAGGGAGGGAGAGAGGUGUGGGUGCGGUGGGCGGGCCUGUUGCCCCCCUCCCUCAGAAAACCCCACCGUCCACUGCUGUUGAGGCUGUGGUAUCUGUGACAACGUCUGCGACGCCUAUGACCCCAAUACCGGGCAGCGAUAGGUGUCGUGACCGGCCCAGAGAGGCGCCGCCACCUUCCAGUCCUGUCACAAUGGCAACAUCCAAUCCAGAUCCUGAAUGUCACAGUGAUACCUCAGAGAUACAGGCCCCGCCCACCUCUGCCCUGCAUCGUCUGGCCCAGAACCUGCACCGUUUCGCUAGGAACCUGACAAGGACAAGUCAGAACCAACAGAACCAGACCUGGACCAAUCACAGCCCACUCCAUCAGCUGGAGACAGGAAGACACGGGUCCGAAGCUCCUGAGCGACGAGGGAGCAGAGACGAGGAAGAAGAUGUGGAGCUUCUCAUCCCUGUGUCCGACUCUGACUCCUCCUCAUCAUUGGUCAGCGAUGUCCAUCAACCGCUGCUGGAACCACACCCCUCGUCCUCCACAGGCCACGCCCACCGUCAUCACAGAGGGCGGGAUGGCCCCUGUGAACACUGUGGGAUCGUCCACACAGCACAGAUCCCUGACGCCUGUCUGGAGGCAACAGGCAAGAUGGAGAGCAGUGACGACGAGCUGCUGCUGCUCUGCUAACAACCUGCGUGGGCUAACAUGCUAACUGACACAUCAAUACUACGAGUACUACCCUGACCCAUCAUCUAAAGUUAGCGUACAUGCUAACCGACAUGACUACUGCUAAUACAAUCCUGUCCUUACACCUACAGUUAGCUAACAUGCUCCAGGAUUGGUAAACAGUAACACUGACACAACACUUAAAAUUUUAGACAGCAAGCCAACAUGCUAACACUUAGCACUGGAUGACUACUAGCCAACACUUCAGACUGAGAAACUAGCCAUAAUCUAACCCCUUUUAGCAUGCGUUAGCAUGUUAGUUGGACUACAGGUGAGUGCUCAGCAGCCCUCCAGUGAUAUGAACCAAUUAGAGAUGAAGGGAGUGAUGUCAUUAUGGUAAUGAAACCCACCCCCCCACCCAUCCCCAUAUGUUCCCUGGUCCGUCCGUUAAAACACCCCCCCUCUUCCCAGCAGCUGGACGUCCUCCGUGGUAUGGCUUCCUCAAUAGACUUCCUGGUACGACUGUAAACUGAGUCCUGACAGAACAAUCUGAUGGUUCCUGUGAUGAGUCCAAGGAACCUCGUCUGCCUCUGAACUGUGGACGUGCAACAGUUUAAAUGGUCCUUUCUCCAUUUCCCCGUCUGUGCUGUUUAAGGAAAUGAUGAGUAACAAGGGUCAUGUGACCAAUGGAGGCAGCCAAAUACAAGAUUCCCUAAAGUUUGAUCGUCACAGAAUUUCAACUCAAAAGUCCAUUUUCUGAGGGUUCAAUCGUUUCCACCUUGAUCAUGUAGAAACCUGUCACCUGCACUGUAAUGUAUCUUUACUAUAUAUUUAUAUACACACCACUGCUUAUAUAUGAAAUUAUAUAGCUCCCAUUGAAGAUCAGCCCAUCGUCUCGGAGACAACAUGUAACACGACACACUAAAAUAAACAUCUGGAUGAUGUUGUAAAUCAGAGUCCGUCACCUUGAACAUCUGGACCAUCGUAGAAACCCUUCGUGCUGACGGCUCUGAUCAGCUAAAGUCUCGAACACUCAUGAGGCUGCGGUAGCGAACAAUGACGUGUGUGGAGCAGCAGGUGCUCCCGAUAUUUAUUCCUCAAUAUUGUCAUUUAACAUUUAACUUCAUGACCUGUAGCCAUACAUGGAGUCGAGUGAUUCCAGUGGACGAACGAAGCAGAUCUCCACAAACAAUAGAAACCAUGUCAUUGAUCGCAGAAUGUGAUUUGAUGACGAUCAAUGUUAAAACUAAGUAAAGGAUUAUUUCUAGGAUUAUCUUGGCGCUCGCUGCCUCCACUGGUCACGUGACCCUUGUCCCACCUGUCGUAGCGGUGUCCUGAAGACUCUGUUGCUUGAUCGUCCUCAUGUACGUGUCUGAUUCAACACUGAGAUCAGGUUCCUGAUGUCUGACUGGUUCUAAAGGAAAGAUGUCCAAUCACACUGUUAAUUCUAAAAGUCUUAAAGUUUUAUUGAUCCUGUGAAAAAAAGUUGUAGAUGUGUCAAACCUACGAUAACGGAACUGAAACAUCUUUAUGCAUUUGAAUAGUGUUAAUUAUUAUUCAACAUAAGUCUGAAUUAGAGACUGGAGGAGGAGUGUGUUUCAGAGGACGCUCGGAAUUUUAGCUGAUUGUGUCGGAGAAGAUGAAGCGAUCAUGUGACUCCCUCCUCAGACUGAAGCCAUUCAAACGUCUGUAUUUAUGAUCUUUGUUACAGUUUUUGGUACUCGGCUCUCAGCUGACCUUGUGUGACUGUGUAUAUUUAUUAUUAAUAAUAUGACUGUGGUUAUUGUGUUAAGUUGCUGUUGUGUAGCUGUUUUUUCUGACCUGCAUGAUUCAAGUGGUUUGGUGUUAGUUUUUCUUUGAGUCUGUAAAAUUAAAAACUUUAACUGCACUAAAGGAUUAAAGGUUCACAUCAAG